This is a messenger RNA of Saprolegnia parasitica CBS 223.65, 1678 nucleotides long. RefSeq lists its product as hypothetical. The record is from RefSeq and is a predicted model, not a curated record. The coding region runs from base 74 to 1678 and encodes 534 amino acids. Lineage: Eukaryota; Oomycota; Saprolegniomycetes; Saprolegniales; Saprolegniaceae. The transcript is spliced from 7 exons. Gene Ontology annotation, molecular function: hydrolase activity, hydrolyzing O-glycosyl compounds.
GUUUGUUUCUUGAGCCACCGAACCCAGCUGGGGAACGUUGGGGCGGGUCCGUGGGAGAGUGCCAUCCGCCAACAUGGCGAUGGUCGUCGUCGUCGUCUCGAGCCCUCUGCCAAGUCCAGUGCCCGUGCUCGCGCCCCAAGAGUUCGCGUCGCCCGACGACGAGAAGCCCAGCGACUACCACGGCCGUCGCACGAUUUGGCCAGGCUCCAUCUUCUGUCUCGUGCUGCUGGUCGGGAGCGUCGUGUUGCUGACGUACCUCGGCGAGAACGUACACACACGAACCAUCGAACGCGUCCGCGCCAAGCUGCUCGCGGCGGCCGAGCGCAAGCGCAUUGCCAGCAACGGCUCCUCGAUGAACGACUCACUGAUCGACCCGAUCGACGGCCAAGUCGACAACCCCCGCCACUACCCCGCGCGACGGUGCGCAUUGCCAAACUACGUGAGCAGGAACAACGGCAUCUACGCCGAACACGCUGGUACCUCGCAGCGUGUCAGCAUCAAGGGCAUCAACUGGUUUGGCGCCGAGACGGCCGCGGCCAUCCCGAUGGGUCUCUGGGACAAUGGCAUCAAUGGCACUACGGUGAUGGCCAUUACGUCGUUCUUGACCGAGCACAAGUUCAACAGCGUGCGCGUGCCUCUCUGUGUCGAGCAUUUGCUUCGCAACACGGCGCCCGACCCGCGCCUCGUCAAUUUGCAGUCCAACCGCGCGUUUGACAUUGGCAGCUACGUCCGCAUGUUGCAGAGCCUCAUCGUCGCGCUGGGGGCCAGAAACAUCUCGGUGCUCCUCGACCUUCACACACUGACGACAACCGAUAAGGGCGACAACUGGUUCAGCGCGGCCGUGCCCCAAGACGCAGUUCUCUCGGCCGUCGACGUGCUCACAACCCAUUUGUGUGCGCCGCGCUACUGGAACGUCCUCGGGCUCGACCUCAAGAACGAGCCGUGGAAGGCGACGUGGGGCACGGACGAGCCGUCCGACUUUCGCACGGGCGCGACGCUCCUCGGCAACCGCAUGCUCGCGGGCUGUCCGUCCUGGCUCGCGUUUGUCGAAGGCACAUGGGCGUCCCACGACAUUCCCAACCAGUUUUCGUACUUCGACUGGUGGGGCGGCGGCCUUCAAAAAGCCGGCAGUCUUCCGGUCAUUUUGAGCCAAACGAACAAGGUGGUCUAUGCGCCGCACUACUACAACCCGUCCGUCUCCGUCCAGCCGUACAUGUAUGCCAGCGGCACCGUCGACAGCAACGGCGCCCUGCAACGCUACGUCGAGCUCGACGACGCGACGCUGCGAUCGCGCAUUGCCCUUUCGAUGCAACACAUGUUUGGCUACCUCACGUCGACAACGCCGCACGCCGUCGUCCUCGGUGAGUUUGGCGGCUUGUACGGUGGCGACACGCACCCCCAGCGCACGAACCAGCGCGUGACGCAGCUCGUUGUCGCGAUGCUGGCCGAGCCAGCGACGUACGGCUACGCCGGCGGCUACGUCUGGUCGCUGAACCCCGAGAGCGGCUAUGCGUUCUCCGAUGGCGCCACGAUGGGCGCGUUCCACGAAGGCCUCGUCGACGAUACGUGGCUCAAGGCCAACGACGCCUAUCUGCAAGCACUCUCGCCCAUGGACGCGAUGCCGCACUUGUCGCCGUUUCCGUGUUUCGAGCUGCCGGCGGUCGACGAGCCUGUAUGA